GCGGAAUUCAUCUUCACUGUUCAAACAUCAUCAGCUUGUUGUUGUAAUGUUGUCUAGUUUUUCGACGAAAUAUCCUUUUCUUUUUACCCUAACUUCUUUCUGAGGAGUGGAAUAGCUUUGAGGAUAAUAUGGGAGAGGAAAAACCUGCCGCAAACGAUGAGCGGUCGCCGGAAAAUGAAGGUAUUUGUGAACAAAUCUUUUAAAUAUGUGCGAAUGAAAUAUAAAGCAAAAUUCUGUUCCCAAGAGGCUUUAUCAAAGAAUGCUGUUCUUUGAAAGAGAAAUACUUUGGGAUUCUAGUAUUGUUAAGCUAAACAAAGCCUUGGGUUCUUAAGUAUUCAAAAUAUGAGACGAUAUACAAACUUGGUCAUGUAUUUGACAUGCAAUGAUAGCAAUCGCCGGUCGAGACAAUCCAAUUUAACUUUGCUUAAAAGUCAACAGUUCAAGCCCCAAUUGUGUGUUGAAAAAAUAGUGUAUCUUUAAUUGGAAAAUUAAUAUUACAUUGUAACAUGUUUCUGGUGCGGUUUUAGGCGAAAUACGUGGCCUAUUACCGAGCUUUUAAAGGAUUAUUUAAGUCCAAUAUUAAGUGAACGGUCGGCCCCUUUUCGCAGUUUACUUUAAUAUACAAAACAAAUUUUACAAACUUACAUCUGCUUACUCGAUUGCAUAUCCCAGCGGGAAACGGAACACUAUAUUAUUAUAUUUUUGUUUGAAAAAUCUGGGAUAAGCUUCUGCAGUUUUAAUAGUUUAUAGCGGAUAGUUGCGAAUGGACAUUUGGAAAAUUAGGGGACUGGUUUAAUUUGGGUAUACAAUAAUUCAGGAAACCAUAAUUCAAACAAAUGAAAUGCUUCCUGACAUAUUUAUGUUUAAUUUGUCCAGUUGGUGUCAAAUGAAAUGAUAAUUAUGAGUCGUAGAUUUAUACUACCAAAUGUACAAAACUUGGUUUAGCUUUGGUGUAUAUGCAUAUUUCUUCUACAAUGUAUAUUGACCACUAAAUGGCAAAUACAUAUAUCAUUUUCAAGUGGAACUCUUCAUUUAAAGUGGAUUCAGUUGAAUAAAUCAAUAGCUAUCAUAUUUGGCUGCAAUUAUUAUAUGGUGCAGUAACAGUAACUUUUGGUAGCAGAGAAGUGAUAAUUCAUGCAAUUAAGUCUGAUUGUUGAUGGAAUUCAUCGGUGGUAAUUUCAAGCAAAAAUUUACAGCAUAUACAAUUUUCAGACCUGACCUGGGGCAACUGUGAAAAAUGCUUUAAAUUUUUGUUCAGAAUUACUGUCUAGAAAUACGAUCCCCCAUUCUUCAGCAACCAAAACAUGUUCUGGGGCAACUGUGAAAAAUGCUUUAAAUUUUUGUUCAGAAUCCUCAGAAUUUUCAGAAUUACUGUCUAGAAAUACGAUCCCCCAUUCUUCAGCAACCAAAACAUGUUUCUGUCUAGAAAUAUGAUGCCCCAUUCUUCAGCAACCAAAACAUGGUAGAUUAAAGGCAGGGUCAAGUCUGUUCUGCGCAUGUGCUAUAUGAGGUAGAUUAAAGGCAGGGUCAAGUCUGUUCUGCGCAUGUGCUAUAUGAGGGCCCUCUAAUACAGUAUGUAAAACAAUAUCCAAAUUUUGCCUUGUUUCGUCAUCUUCGAAAAUUGAAACUCUAAUCUACAUUCACAGAGUGUUAGCCAGAGAUUAGAAAAUUUGGCAAUUUAAUGAAAUUGGGAAUUUCAGUUAGCCUGCGACAUUCAGACCGGAGUUAAGGAAUUUUGUGUUUCUUAACUGAUGGUCUCAUGGUCUAGCACCAGCUGAGCUAAAUUGAAACAUUAAUUUGUAGUGCAAGUCCAGUGCUUAAAAAAUAGGCGUAUGGGCGUACGAUUAUACACCGAAAUUAGCUUUGAGCAUACCAAGAAUUUCAGACACGUAUGAUUGUGUACACUUCCUACAUCAAAGCUGAACCGUUACCCCGUUCUGUUUGCCUUAAAAACCUUCGGACAAUGAACAAACAUUUACCUCUAACCCUGGUCAUGAAAUAUCCAUAUAUUUAAGACAAUCAAGUAUGAAACAUUGGUCAAGAAACAUUGACUGAGCUCACUGCCUUAAUCCCGGACCGCCAUCUUUGUUUACGUCAUUUAAAUCCAGCAUUUCAAAUGCAUUUUUAUACGAGAAUUUUAUAUGAAAACUAUAGUACAGUAGUAUACAAAAUUGUACAUCAACAUUGAAUAAAUGUACAUCAACUUAGUACAAAAUGUAUGACCUCAUGUGGGCCAUAUGGCAUUUCUGAUUUAUUUUUUAAUCCCUGAAGUCACAUGACAUUCUUUUGCAUACUAAAAACAGACAAAUAUAUAUUUUACAUGACAUCCUCGCAACACUUAUCUGGUACACACUUUUUCUUGAGCAACUAGUACAUCAUAUUUUAUCAGUGUAGUGUGCUCAAAAUGUAACAAACAGCAAAUCCGCCCAAUGGACUUGACCACAUCUUUAAUUAACGUUGAUUUUCAGCAAUCAAGGAAGUAGUGAAUUCCUUGGAUGAUCCAACAACUGCUGGCUUGAUUUUGGAAGAACAAGCAAAGUCUUUGAAAAAUAUCUUAGCUGAUCCUGCCAUUCAACAUCUUAUCAAGGUUUUAUUAUCACUUUAUUGUAAAUAAAUGAUAACCUAGAACAUGAUAGAACAUUUAUAUCUAUUAAGCUCUGCAUUGAAAUCCCCCUACACCCUACUUUAUUAUUUCUCUCUGUCUAAUGCCAGAGAAUCCUUGAAAAUCUUUGAAUUUGGAAGCAAAAAUUCAAGACCUUGAAAGUCCUUAAUUUACUGUAAGUUUAUAAAGAAAUGCUUGAAAGUCCUUAAUUAAAUUGUUCUUGCUUUAGUGGAUAUUUUCUGAAAUUGUUUGGCAUUAAGAAUUGGACAUUUUGUAAAUUGAUUUUGUUCAUGUCUUACAAAGGCCAAAGUUGUUUGAAAUUCAUUAAAGUUGCCAUUUGAACAGUUCUUAAAACAUCACUUUUUUACUGAUUUCAGCCCUUUAGUUGGGGUCUGAAAUUUAAUCAGUAUCCAACUGGGAUACCAGGAUUCAAAGUUUAGUACACCCCCCCCCCCCUGAGAAUCCAGUAUCCCACUUCUGGACCCUGCUUACCAUAAGUAUUAUACCCCAUCCCAUCCAAAUAAGUCAGCUGUCAAGAGACUGUCAGAGGUGCUUAACAUUUUUUGUUAAUGUUUGAAAUUUUUUUAGUAUCCAGUUGGGAUAUAAGUCAUUCACGGUUUGGUAUCCAAAACCAAAUUUUAGUAUCCUGUGGAUAUCGGGAUGCUGCAAAUUUCAGCCCCUCCCAGCUUUAGUCCUUGAAUUUCCUGAUAUAUGGCCUUGAAAGUCUUUGAAUUUAACGCUUCCUGACCUGUACAAACCCUGAUAUGUUUUAAUCUGUCUAAUGCCAGAUGAUUUUACCCAUCAAGGGAAGACCACUGGUACUCAAUGGGUUAAUACAGGAUUUACGCAUGACUUAUGUGCUCAAUGUCUUCAUUAUAGGCUCAUGGCACUUUGGAACAGGAGAAGAAAGAAGCCGUGAAGAAUGCCAAUGUGGAACUGCUAAAAGAGGUAUUGUACAAUUUUUGAAUUAUUAUUAUGUAGUAUAAUGUAGUAUUAUGUAGCUAACUUUUUUCUGUCUAUUUGAAAGUUAAAAUCAUUAUCGACAUACUUAUAAUUUAGGUUGUUGUGUAACCCUUUCAAUAGCGAACUUAAGCAAAGCUUAAUCUGGUAUGGGGGCAUGUCAAGAAACGGCCUUAUAUUUUACACUUUUGUAAUUAUAAAGAACUACCGUUAUUAAGAACUUCAAGAAAGCAGAACGGAAGUGCAACGAGAACAGCUAAUAAUAUCAUAUUAAUGCAAGAACAUGAGCAGAAAUUUACAGUUAAAAUCCACAGACGUUUUAGAUGUCGCCGUAGCUCUGGGCAUAAAAUUGAGGGCCUGCCAGGCAGGCUAAUUGGGUCCUAAAACGUUUCUCAGUCAUAAACCCUGUGUUAAUUUUGAUCCUUAAACUGUAUUAUUUUCAUACGAUGGAUAAUAGACGACAGGUUUUCUUCUGCAAUCGUUUGGUUCAACGAGUUUGUUUGCCGUUGCAUUCCCGUCCUACGUGCUUAGGGUCGCUAAUGUUUAAACAUGUGGAAUGUAAUCUAUUUUAGGUGUCAUCUUCAUUAGUGGGUAAAAAUGAAAACGAAAAUGCUGUGGAAUUGCAGUCACUGCUAUCCAAUCCUCAUUUGAAAGUAAAUAUAAAUAUGUUUUUGAAGUACUGCUGCACAUGCAUACAAACAAACAAACAAACAAACAAACAAACAAACAAACAAACAAACAAACAAACAAACAAACAAACAAACACCACAGAAAUAGAAUAUCAAAAACAAUAUGAGUGAAUAUAACAAAUCCUACAAGUUGAUUUGUCAAAUUUGACAUACUAAGCUGUUAUAUUCACCUACAGGUGAAUAUAACAAAACCAAAAUUUUCAAAAUGGCGGCUAGCUGUUUUGUGGAAGUUACUGAUAAAGAAAUAAGCGAAAUUAAAAUAAAUUCAGUCCCAAAAAACACAAAAGACUUGUGUAAAAAUACUAAAACAAUUAUUCGCCUCAGGCUCUGUGAUUAUCGGGGGAAUGUUCACCUCGACUUCGUCUCGGAGAAUAUUCCCCGAUAAUCACCUCGCCCUCGGCGAAUAAUUGUUAAAUAUUGAACACUGAUAAUAACUAUUUUAUGGAUAGUUGGCCUGGGAUAAAACCUUAGUCAAUAUGGUUGACAAGAUACAUCCAACUUAUAACUUCCACAAUUGACUAGACAACUAGAAACCACCCACAUAUUUACAUUUGCAAUAGAGACUGUGACUUACAGAUCUGGUUUCUGCACUUCACUCGGUAAUAUUAGAAUGCUGUUUUUAGGGUUUUGUAAUCCAAGUGAGUAUAUAUAUACACUUUAAGACCUGACCAGGAACGACUGCGAAAAAUGCAGCACAAGGUCCUCUGGUAGGUUCAAUUCCUACCAGAGGACCUUGUGCUGCCUUUUGAACCUACCAGAGGACCUUGUGCUGCAUUUUUCGCAGUCGUUCCUGGUCAGCUCUUAAAGUGUAUACAGCUGUUUCAAUUAAGGUUGUCCACGAGCAAAGCGGAAAAGUCGAAUACGAGCGCGAAAGGCUGCUGGGAACCGCUUUGAAAAUGCAUUAAUUUGUUAGCGAUUCCCAGCAGCCUUUCGCGCUCGUAUUCGACUUUUCCGCUUUGCUCGUGGACAACCUUAAUUGAAAUAGCUGUAUAUACUCACUUGGAUUACAAAACCCUAAAAACAUGCGACUUACAGAGACUGUGACUUACAGUACACAGGAGGCUGUAUGGAUUAGGGUCAACUCGAUUCUUCAUCUUAUGACCAUUUGCGAGCUUUGUGAAGCGUGCGUUUAAAACUACGUUUCAAAACAUUUCUCCCAUGUAGUUUGUCAAUCAAAACUUUUUGUUUUGUUCAAAAUACAAUUUGUGGAUGCAUGGCAUCAGACAAAUUGUUUAAAAUGUUUGCAUUCGCAUGUCCAAUAUAAGCAGGGGCGUCGGAGCGGCUGUAAAAGUGAGGGGCACACUUAGCGCCCGCCGCGGGUGACGGCAGGUGACAUUUUAAAAUGACAAUUUGCGCUUAAUAAUUGGCGGUCAAUAUUUAUAUUCGGUUCGACAGAAUCAAUAUAUUCCGUUGAAUGCUCGUGAUACUGAGGACGAUUCAGGCAAAUUAACUUUUCGUGAAUUCAGUCCUCAAAUUGGUUUGCUUUGGAAUACGAGUAAACAUCAGCAAUGGUAUGUUAAUUUAAGUCAGGCACAAGAAAUACCCGGUAUCAGUGAUUUAACAUCGGCUGGUGUACUGCCAUUUGACCCAUUGGACACACAACAUUCAACCACGUUCGAAAUUGGUACUCGUGGAUAAUACCAACAGUGGACUUGGGAUGUUUCCGUCUAUCGCAGUGAAGUAGAAGACGAGUUCAUUGCUUUUACUGAGAGUCACGUUUACCGUUAAUUCAGAAAGUGACGCCAUUCAUCAAGGUAUUGAAGCUGGCCUCGAUUGGCAACUAACCACAUCAUUGACGCAAUCUGGCGUCAUUUAUUAACCGGCAAUGACUUCCAAUCUGACAACCAUCCUCUGUACCCCCCUAAAGGCUAAACAAAGCGAACAGACACAACAAUGCGAACACGAUCAUCAUGCAGUACAAGCCGAGCGUAAAGAACGACAAUCAGUGGCGUGCUGGGUACUAUUUUUCUGGGGGGGCCAGUGGGCUGUCAACAAAUAUGCGCCCCUAUAAUGUUUCGCUUGAUAAACGAGGGCCGAAGGCACGAGCCGAGCGCCUCAGGUGCGAGGUUUGUCUAGGGGAGUCCGGGGGCAUGCCCCCAGGAAAAUUUUUAAAUUUAGAGUCUCUGAAAUGCCAUUUCCUGGACUUUGGGGGAAGAUUUGACAGAAAUCUGAUGGUCAGGAAACGGCAUUAUUAGAUGUCGAAAUUUGCAAUUUGGUUUGAAUUUAGUAGUAGUACUUAUAUGCUAACAACUUCCAGCAAUUAAUCUAAUCUCAAUUCUAUUCUCUACUGCUCUAGUGAUCUGAAUACAUUUACAACAUACAGCUCUUUUAUACAAUAACACACGGACCCCACGCAUAUGCAUUUUAAGGUUUCCAUGCCUGGCUGCCAAAAGGGCGCGUUUCAGCAUUAUUUCAUUACUCACAUUACUCAUGAUGUUUCUAGCGCAAACAACUAAAUUGCGUACACACCUUUACAUUAUCAUAACUUAAAGUUAAACUAUCUAAUUUGGUACACAACUUUACAUUAUCAUAACUUAAACUAUCUAAUUUGCGCCCGGCCGCUCUCGAGAUUCGUGAAGCAUAAUAAAGGGCAUAAUACCAGCAAAAAAAGGCAUGAUUCCCAUGAUCGCUUCGAAACCUGACCAAUAUUACGGUGACGGAGACAUUGCGUGUGAUCACAGUUCAUGUUUCUAUAUGAACGAUUUCGUGUGAGCCGUGAGGUAGCAAAUUAGCAAAUACGGUUAGACAAAAUAGUCUGUACAAUGUAAUAUAUCACUUUGUCGCCUAUGCGCUUAGUCUGUUUUAUAUAAGCCUAUAAACACAUCUUUUCUCGGCGGAAGUAACUAUAUUUUUUCGAAAAAAACGCUUUUUUCCACCCACUUUCAAAAUUUGUCGCGUGAUCGGCGCCCCCUUUUCAUUUUUGCGCCCUGCAAGAAUUGCCAGCUGGGGGGCCGUGCCCCCCGCCCCCCCCCCCUGCCAGCACGCCACUGACGACAAUGGCGAGAUGUGGUGAUGAUUACUCUCCUUUUAAGCACCAUCUUGUUAAUUAACCAUUUUAGGCGUAUUAUUGUGGUUAGCCAUAUUAUAUCAAGAAAGCGACAUCAGCAAACCUGAUCAAGGCACGGUUAUGGCUGCUUUGCAUAAUUAUAAUUAGUGCCAUGCACUUAAAUUUGCGCCGCCUUGUAAUUGAGCUAAGAAACAAUGCUGGUUGUGAUGCCCAAACCACCCACGAAAACACACGUGGUAAUAAAACUAUAACAACCGUUAGAAUAGACUUUCGCAAGGAAGUAAUUUCUUGAAGAGUAAGGAAUUUGCAGAAGUCAAUUAUGGUCGCUAAACUACUGAAUAUAGUAACUUUAUGCUCAUCAUCUAAUAAUGCGUGGUUCAAUCUCCAAUUCAACCGCAAAUUUAUCUUUAACCACUUGCUUCAGUUUAUCAGCAUAUUCCAACACCAGCGUACCAGAACAAGCGUUUGGAUUAACGAUCACCAAAGCAUGAUCUUGAUGAGUCAUCACUUGGUUAAAUUGCUUGCCUUUCCAACCCGCUUGCUCAAUUAGCCAACCCGCAGAUAAUUUAAAGCCAGCCUCAUCGUUAAAUGCCUUUAAAUCAGGAAAAUCAGCCAGUAACUGGUGGUGUUGUGCCGCGCCAACAACUGGAUUUUUAAAAAAGCAGCCCGCAUUAGGCAACACAGCUGGGUCAGGAAAUUUACUACGGCGUAUUGUACACACCGCGUCAAAUACUUGUUGCGGGCUUGGUUGUUUAAUUUCUUGUUGUUGAAAAUAUUGUACCAAUGUCGGAUAAGUAGCCUGUACUGUUGGCUUUUUAUGCAAACCUAAUGUCACCGAAGUAAUACAUAAUUUAUCACGCCAUUGUUGUUUAAAUACACUUUCGCGAUAGGCAAACUGACAAUCGGUUUUAUUAAACGUUAAGAUCUUGCCUGUAGCAAUCUCAAUCGCUUGCAAUGACACGAAGGUAUCUUGUAGUUCAACCCCAUAAGCGCCGAUAUUUUGAAUGGGGGCUGCGCCAACGGUGCCCGGAAUCAAUGCCAAGUUUUGCAAGCCGUACCACUGUUGACUUAAUGUCCAUGCCACUAACUGAUGCCAAUUCUCACCCGCGCCGAUUUCAAUUAAUACCGAAUCUUGAUCUUGUUCAAUCAACCGUUUGCCAAGCAAACGAUUAAGCACAACUAAUCCAGAAAAGUCAUUUGCUAGUACAAUAUUACUGCCUUCGCCCAAUACCAAUAAAGGGCAUUCAUUUUGCUGUACAAAGUCAAGCGCAGCAGUUAAACCAUGUUCGUCAACCGCUUCAAGAAACCAAGCAGCUUGCGCCGGAAUGGCCAACGUAUUAUGGGCAUAUAAAGAGACAUUAGACUGCAUCGAAUAACUCAUAUUAAUGUAUGUUGGAUGCCUAUAAUUACCGAGUUUGUUAAGAAAAUUAUACUUGUUCCGUAGAAUAUAGCUUGUCUUCCGUACAAAUGCAGUCAUUUUCCGUAGAAAUGUAUAAUAUUGAUGCUGUUCCGUAGAACGUGUAACUAUCUAUUUCCGUGGAAAUGUGAUACCUUUUCGUAGAAAUAAAGUGUCUUGUUGUCAUCCCUAGUCUCUCCAACGAGAUUGCGCCACUGAUCUGGAAUUAUUAUUUCGCGGCUUAUUCCUCGGCUUAUUCCAGCAAAUUUCAGCACGUUUCUUUUGAUUAAAAUCUGUUUUAAAAUGUUUUGCCAAAGCUGUGGAACUAAACUCUUGGAGAAAACCAAAUACUGCCGGUGUCACUGAUCCGGAAAUAUUACGUGGCUUAUUUAUUCCUCGGCUUAUUCCAGCAAAUUUCAGCACGUUUCUUUUGAUUAAAAUCUGUUUUAAAAUGUUUUGCCAAAGCUGUGGAACUAAACUCUUGGAGAAAACCAAAUACUGCCGGUGUGUUCGUCAUCACAACCCGGUAUUUAUUCAAUAAUAUGUAAAUUUUGUAAAUAUUUACAAUAAAUACUGUGGUUUUAAUUUUUGAACUCAAUUCCUAAAUAACUUUCAAAAACUCAUUAAUAAUUCAUGAAGCAAUUAUCCAAUCUUGAGUAAGAAAUUAGUCACGUGCAUACGUCUUUAUACCAGCUAAAGAACACUUUAACAAAAGACCAUUGUUAUGCAAACUAUAUAAAGAUUUUUAUAACACUUUAACAAAAGACCAUUGUUAUGCAAACUAUAUAAAGAUUUUUAUAUAUAUAUAUAUAUAUACAUAUACGUAUACAUAUACAUAUACAUUUGACAUAUGUUUUAAAGAUGCGGUACAGUCCGAUCUGCGCAUGUGCACAAAGGAGCCCUUUUUUAUUUACAAACAGUUUAUUUAAGUUUUUAUUUCAUUUUACGGUUCUUGCAAAGCUUGAUUGUUGUGUCUUGAUAAUUUAUUAUACUCUAGAAUCAUGAAAAUAUAAAUAGUUGUUGAAUAAAAUUCAAUAUUUUGGAUACCGAAAUGUAAACAAAGCCUUUGUUUACAUACGGACCGUACCGCAUCUUUAAGUUGUCCUAGUAACAUUAAAAAUAAAGAAGUCUUUAUCCUGGACAAUUUCAGUCUGAAUAUUCUCUGGUUUCACGUGUAUUCCGUCACGAAUGCCUGCAUUUUGCUGUAGAUCCUCAAACAUUGACAUUGUCGUCAAAGUUUGAGGUGUGAACGCCGCAUUGGAGGAGCCGCAAGAAAAGAGGAUCUUUUGAACUCUAGCUAAAAUUUUGUUUGACUUAUAAAGUAUAAUGUUAGGCAAUACGAUUUAUAAACCUAUAAUAUAUAGGAAUGCUAAUAAAAAUUAUUGUUAUUGUACUAGGCAAAUGAGAACCAUGCAAUGAAUGUUUUAGUUCUUGUUAGUAUUUUGAACACACUCUUUAUUGUUAUCAUGAAUUUUGCUUACAUUACAUAAUUUUGAAGCCAUUUUUGAGGCCACCUAAUCGCUUUUUGAUUAAGUUUUGAUAAAAAAUACUCAUUAUAAAUGCGUUAAUUGUUAGUAGUUCUAUUAAACAAACCAAAAAGAUCGAACACGGAAAAUUACUUGCGCGAACUUAAAGCUGCGCGAUUCGAGAAGCGUUUAGUCAAUCAGGACCGUUAAGAAGGUUACUCAUUUUCAUUUUUGCACAAAUGGAAUCUCUGAACCCCGUUUGUUGGCCUACAAUGGCGAGAUGUGGUGAAGGUUAUUCUCCUUUUAAGCACCAUCUUGUUUACCAUUUUAGGCGUAUUAAUGCGCUUAACCAUAUCAAGAGAGCGAUAUCAGCCAAUCUGAUCAUGGCACGGUUAUGAAGUGGACUGGGAACAGGCUAGGUUAUGGCUGUCUUUGCAUAAUUAGUGCCAUGCACUUAAACCUUAAACCUGCGCCGCUUUGUAAUUGAGCUAAAAAACAAUGCUGGUUGUUAUGCCCACGAAAACACAGGUGGUUUGGUGUGUCCGAGUAAUAUUGAACGUAUACAGUAGAGAAUGGAAAUAACAACCGUUGCAAUGGUCGCUAAACUACUGAAUAGUAACUUUAUGCUCAUCAUCUAAUGUACUUUAUGCAUGCUCAUCAUCGGGUAUUCUGUCUGAUAAACUUGAAACAAUACAGAAAAGAGCCCUGAAAAUAUUUUUCCCAUCUGCUUAAACAUAUCUAGAAGCUCUACAGUUAGCUGGGAUUGAAAGUGUAGCCGAUUGGAGAAUUAUCAUAUAUGUAGAAAAUACAUGAGUAAAAUGAAAAGAACAAAUCCUCCCCUACAUGCGUUAAUUGCCCAAAAGCGCGGACAAAAACUGUAAUUACAAUAUGAGCUUGGAGACAAAACUGAAGAAGUUUUCCUGUAUCAAGACUUUAAGUUCUGUAGAACUAAAAAGACAAAAAACGUUUUUUACCUUCAAAUAUUAUUAACAUUUUAAUAGACUCUUGUGAUGUUACUCUGAGUGUAUAUUCAUGCACACUGGGCAAGCUUGAAAAAUAUGCCUGGCCACGGUGGGAUUCGAACCUAUACGACCUUUCGUAUGUUCGAUUCCCACCGUGGCCGGGCAUAUUUUUCAAGCUUGCCCGGUGUGGAUAUACAUGCAGAGUAACAUCACAAGCAUCAUAUUCACCUGAGUACAUAACACCAACACAGAAAAAUUUUAAUAGCCCUUCUCUUUUAAAGACAUUCAUUGUAAACAUAAAUUUAGAUUUUAUAUAGAUUAUUUGGAUUAAAUUGUACUAGUUUUUUUACAUUAUAUCAUAUAGUUAUACUAUAAUAUUGUGAAUAUAUAAACUCGGUAAUUCAGUCUUUGUAACUGUCAAAGAGUUUCAAUAUGCCAAACUCGGUAAUUCAGUCUUUGUAACUGUCAAAGAGUUUCAAUAAACCAUAAUUAAAUAAUUGCUGUGAAGCAAGCGAGCGAGCAGUCUAAUUUGUGCAGAGAGGCGUCUGUUCAGUAAAUUUUCUAUUGCAUGCGUUGCAUUGUGGUUGUGCUCAGUUGUUGUGCGCAGUACACAUCCACCCCACUCCACGUGCUUUGACUCGCUACACUACAGACUGGUAGAUUAGUUUUGGUUUCUUAAGCCCCGUUUACACUACGCUUAAUUUUUGGUACCGUACCACUUUUUGGUUCUUGGACUACCUAAAUAGGUAGUCCGAGAACCAAAAAAGUGGUACGGGUACCAAUUUUAUCCGUGCCGUACCAAAAAUUGAGCGUAGUGUAAACGGGGCUUUAGUUUAAUUAAUACUGUUUAUAUAUAAUGUGGUAAAUGCGCCUAGCAAAAACUUUUACCAAUGUAUUUAUACGCGUACUAAGCGCAAAAAGGUUUCUAAAAGAUCUCUCUAGCCCUACGUAUAGAUUAUAAAAAUGUAAAUAGUUAAAUUUUAUUGUACUUUGGAAAAUUGGGCGAAAUAAAUAAAUAAAAUAAAAAUAAAGCAGCGCGUAAUUCAACAGAUUCAACUUGCCGGCACUUGGUCUUGGAAAUAUUACAUAUUCAUGCCGUGUGGCUUAAGAAUGCUUUGUCGUUUGUACUUAUACGCGUACUUAUGCGGCGCGUAAUUGAACAGAUUCCACUUGGUCUUGAAAAUAUAUAUUCUUGCUUAUGCUUUAGUGAAUAUUAACUCAUUUUCAUAAGAUUAAAACAUUAAUUAACAUCAAUGAGACGCACAUGUUUAACAUAUCUGUCACCUGUGAUUGCCCUUUAACCCCUGGUCUUGGCGCAUCGCUUCGAGUAUAAAUAACUGUGCUUUAUAUAAUUUGUACUAUUUAGUUCUAUUUGCUCUUAAUGCCCGCAGCAAUCCCUGCCUUGCGGGUACCCUAGUAAAUAUAUAAACUCUGUAAUUCAGUCUUUGGGACUGCGAAAGAGUUUCAAUAAACCAUAAUUAAUUCGAGAAUUAAUUAACUAAUAAUGCGUGGUUCAAACUCCAACUCAACCGCAAAUUUAUCCUUAACCACUUGCUUCAGUUUACCAGCAUAUUCCAACACCAGCGUACCCGAACAAGCGUUCGGAUUAACGAUCACCAAAGCAUGAUCUUGAUGAGUCAUCACUCGGUUAAAUUCCUUGCCUUUCCAACCCGCUUGCUCAAUUAGCCAACCCGCAGCUAAUCUAAAGCCAGCCUCAACUUUAGAUGCCACUAAAUCAGGAAAAUCAGCCAGUAACUGCUGGUACUGUGCCGCGCCGACAACUGGAUUUUUAAAAAAACUGCCCACAUUAGGCAACACAGCCGGGUCAGGUAAUUUACGACGGCGUAUUGUACAUACCGCGUCAAAUACUUGUUGCGGGUUUGGCUGUUUAAUUUCUUGUUGUUGAAAAUAUUGUGCCAAUGCUGGAUAAGUAGCUUGCACCGUUGGCUGUUUAUGCAAACGUAAUGUCACCGAAGUGAUACACAAUUUAUCACGCCAUUGUUGUUUAAAUACACUUUCGCGAUAGGCAAACUGACAAUCGGUUUUACUAAACGUUAAGGUCUUGCCUGUAGCAAUCUCCAUCGCUUGCAAUGACACGAAGAUAUCUUGUAGUUCAACUCCAUAAGCACCAAUAUUUUGAAUGGGGGCUGCGCCAACGGUGCCCGGAAUCAAUGCCAAGUUUUGCAAGCCAUACCACUGUUGACUUAAUGUCCAUGCCACUAACUGAUGCCAAUUCUCACCCGCACCGAUUUCAAUUAAUACCGAAUCUUGAUCUUGUUCAAUCAACCGUUUGCCAAGCAAACGAUUAAGCACAACUAAUCCAGAAAAGUCAUUUGCUAGUACAAUAUUACUGCCUUCGCCCAAUACCAAUAAAGGGCAUUCAUUUUGCUGUACAAAGUCAAACGCAGAAGUUAAACCACGUUCGUCAACCGCUUCAACAAACCAAGUAGCUUUCGCCGGAAUGGCCAACGUAUUAUGGGCAUAUAAAGAGACAUUAGACUGCAUCGCGUCGUUUUGAAUUGAAUAGCAAUCACUGGCGCUGCUCAAGUAUUUGCUGCCAUUCUUAUUGCUCCGUCCACAGAGACUCAUGAGGCCUGUGACUUCUAGGAAAGGAAGGACUCAGCCUUGCCACGUGUCACACGAAACUAUCCUCGAUUUUUCGCCUUUAAAUGAAUUUCUUUCGAGAUUAAUCGAUAUCCCCUGCAAGAAUGAUACCGUACAACACCCAAAACAACGAUGCUUUAACCAAAGCGCUUAAACUCGCUCUAAAAUCCGUGAGGGAAUGACAAAAUUCGGCCAAAGUAUAUCCACGUGUCGCUUUGCUGGACAAAAGCCGGAAGUCGUUGAACAACUCAAAAUAUAAAAUACUUUUGUUUGUGGAAACUGGAAACAAAGAACUAAUUAACCUACAAAGAACUUAUUACCUCAAAAUACACUCAAACCUAUAUUACAGUUAUUAAAUUUUACAGUUAUUCGUGAUUUUACAGCUAUUCGGCGUAUUCGCGAUACUACAAAACUCUCCAUGAAAAUACCUGUAUCUUUAUCGUAUGCCUUAAAUUUGAUUUCGUCCAUAAUAUUACAUCUUCUGUUUGGCGAAAUGGGUUUUCCGUUUUGAAAACAACGGCCUUUCUUGUAUUUAUCCGCCACAUUUCUACAAAUUCAACUGUAAUCCCGCUGCUUAGAAACAUUGUCAUUUGACCCUAGAAACGGUCAAUUUUGAACAGUCCAACGCGCUUGAAAGAUUGUGUGUAUCCAAUGCACACUGCAUAUAUUGACAUAUACUUAUUAUAUGCUAUUUGAACGCCAGAGCAGGGUUGAGCAAAAUAAUAAUAGCCAUACUUAGAUAUAAAAAAUGACAGCAAAUCAUUAUACGAUUUAUUAUGCGAAUAACUAAUGCAAAGUAAUGCAUGGUUGCACGCGUAUAUAUAAUAAACUAAACACUGUUCCAGAACACCGUGUGCCCCAAAAAGUCGGGCAACUUCACUUUGGACAGACGGGUUUUGGUCGUUGUUUGCGAAACGUGCUGACGCAGAACUGGCAUUGCCGUUUGGCGGUUUGCACUUGUUGACCCUGGACUUACUCGGCUACGUACUCGAUUGAUUUUCGUUUGUGCCUUUUACUCCAUUUAGAGCACCUGAAAUAGCUGUAAUCACUUGUUCGUUGUCAAGCGAACGCCGCAAAAGUCUUCUUCCACGAUCCAAUUUGUCGCUGUUAUUAUAUCACAGUCAUUAAUAUUACAUGCAGUUACAGCAUGUUACAGCCAAUUCCGUUUGACCUUAUAACAACAUGCGUUCGCAAAAGGUCUUGUCUAAAGCCUAGUUUCCAUUUGGUCGUUAGUUGUCGCUGGCACGACAAGCAGUAGAUGUGAAAUAGUCUAAUAUAAUAAUAGUCUUUUUGUGUGUUAUAUGCAAAUCAGUCUUAGUGAUUGCAGAGUUUUAUAAAGUUUUGUUGACACUCUAUUACAUCAGCCACUUGUCGUGCCAGCGACAACUAACGACCAAAUGGAAACUAGGCUUAAAAGUACAUGCGAGUGACCACGAAUGACCACGAGUGAUUUCUGUGUUCAAAAAUCAUAAAAUAAUAAUAAACUAUUUUAAGGUGGCUCCCUAGGGUUUUUGCAUUAAACUACACUAUACAGCUAACUCAAAAAGGUUGUCCGCCUUUGCAAGCCUUCAACUCUAAACCUUAAACUCUAAGCGCAAAUGGAAGCACACGUUUCCAGCUUAGUAGUUGAAUAUUACAGCUAUUUGUGAAUGAAUUGUUCUCGUAAGGAGAUAUUUACCAUGUCUCUAAGAAAUGGGCCACAUAUAUGAUUUCUACACUGAUUAAAUUAUGCUCCCAUUAUGCUUUGCACGCUUAGAGUUUAAGGUUUAGAGUUUAAGGUUUAAGGUUUAGAGUUUAAGGUUUAAGGUUUAGAGUUUAAGGUUUAAGGUUUAGAGUUUAAGGUUUAAGGUUUAGAGUUUAAGGUUUAAGGUUUAGAGUUUAAGGUUUAAGGUUUAGAGUUUAAGGUUUAAGGUUUAGAGUUUAAGGUUUAAGAGUUUAAGGUUUAAGAGUUUAAGGUUUAAGGUUUAGAGUUUAAGGUUUAGAGUUUAAGGUUUGCAAAGGACAACCUUUUUUGAAUGAGCUGUAAAGUAUCGAGUAAACUUUGCUGACGACACAAAGGACAACCUUUUUUGAAUGAGCUGUAAAGUAUCGAGUAAACUUUGCUGACGACACAAAGAGUUAAAUUUGCAAUAUUUUAAUCUUGCACAAGCCUUUGAAGCCAUUAAACAGGUGUUAAAAUAAAAAAAAAAAAACAUUGAUUUUUUAUUCAGGGUUUAGUAGAAAGUCAUGAUGCAAUAGCCAACAAAGUGUAUGAUGAAACGCCACCUCUCGCCACUCCGGAUUCGCCUGAUUCAAAUGGCGUUGCAACUGGUGGUGAACCAAUCAGAAUGGUUGGCUUAAAUAAAUCACCUAACGAGUCACUGGUAUGUCAACAUGGUUGUAAUAAUUUGCAUUUGAUCAUAUUAUAAACAGAAGUAACAAGACCAAGAUUCAGGGGCCGCGAAACUGGGGAGGGGGGCAUUGGGGGCAUGUGUCCCCCCCCCCCACUUUUUUUAAUUAAAAAGUGAAAAAAGUGCCCUUUUUUCUGGGCUAAAGUGCGAAAAAAGUAUUAACGUUUAACGAACGAAAAAAGUAUUUCUUAAAUGAACGCCCUCUUGCUGGAAAGAAAGUGCCCUCUUUGCAGUAUUAAGGCUCUGUAAAGGCCAUUUCCGACGUUAUAGAGACUCAUAUUUUCAAAACAUUUUUGUUCGGCUCGUGAAUGACGUUUGAUUUUGGUCAUAUACAGAAGUGCCCCUUUUGGCCAAUGCCCCUUCACUUUCGAAAUGCUUCCGCGGCCUUUGCCAAGAUUCAUUUUGCUUACUUUAUUAAUAGUUCAGUCUACAUGUAUAUCCAGUAUAUAUUACAGGAAAUAUUUCAUGAUUUUUGAACUUCUUAAGGGCUUAACUCUGAAGCAACAAGGUGGAAAUAUUGUUGUGGCAAGGAUAAUGAAAGGCAGCAUGAUAGACAAACAAGGUCAGUUCUAUGUGACUAUGUCUUGAAAUUGUGUACGCUGAAUGAAACUUUAUUGGGUGAUUCCAGCUGCAGACUAAAUUUUGAUCAAGGCACGAAGAACGAAAUCCAACACCACAGCUAGAAAGAGCGUCUUAAAAUGAGUAAAACUGCAAAGAUUGGUUGCUAAAUGUUGUAAAAUGAAGAAAAUAUAGCCAUGUGAAGUUCGCAAAAUUUGUGUAUAUUUGUAUUACGUGCGGUAAAAAUAACCACUUUCAGCUCAAAAAUGGUUAUUUUUCCCGGGCGUAAUACAAAUAUAUACAAAAUUUGCGAACUUCACAAGCCUAUAUUUUCCUCAUUUUACAACAUUUCGCAACCAAAUUGUGCAAUUUUACUAAUUUUAAGAUGCUCUUUCCAGCUAUAUGGUAAUGGUUUUGUUUUGUUUUGCUGGAAUCAUCCAUUGACUGGAGCAUUAGUAGUACACUUCCCAUUUCUGAACAGUUGCAGAAUGAGAGAGAUACUACUGUCUGAAAUACAAGGAGAACUUCGACUUUCGAGCGAAGGCCCUAUACGUCAGGAAAUUACAGUAGUAGCGUGGGUUGGGGAAAUUACAUGAGCUUUUAUACACUAGCAAAUUAAAAGCGAUUACAUGACAAAAACUGAACCAUUCAGAUGGAUUUAGUCAAAACAAAGUGUAAACAAAAAAAUCACAUUACAGAAUAUAUUAAUACAUGCAAAUAUAUGGAAAACUACAGCAAAUACAAAUGAUAUAUGAAACAAGUAUGGAAUAAGGUGAGAACAUUUACAGUACCGUAAAUGUCUGCUUUUGAUAGCUUGCGAGGCAGGACAGUCAAAGACAGAUAGAGCUAUAAGCAUAGGAAAAACAUUCAUUAAUACCGUAGGGGUGGAUAGCGCCAAGUUUGGAAAUGAAACAUCUCAUUUCUUCUCUUGUUAAGGUUUACUUAACGUUGGUGAUAUAAUCAAGGAGGUCAAUGGUCAGCCAGUAAAAAAUAACCCAGAAAAAGUCCAGAAAAUCUUGGUAUGUAUAACAUCAUAACAUGUCACUUAUCCAGGGUCUGAAAUUUAAGUUGUUUUUCAGUACCCCAGUGAGGUAUCAGGAUUCAAAGCUCUAGUCAAUCCCAUAUGAGGAUCCAGUAUCCCACAUGUACAUCUGGAUACCGGUUCCCAUAAUUUUUGGCAUCCUUGAACCCUCAGUUGAAAGUAUGUAAAUAUAAAUAACAACAGAAGGCUCAACAACUAGAGUUGAAAAUCAAAGCUGGUUAUUUUCAAGAAGGCAGGCUCGUAGUAUUCAAAAGCUACAGUAUUGGUAGACAACCAGAGACAUUUAGCAUUAUCCUAAUGUUUGAAAUUAAUAUGCAGGCAGGAUACAAGUCAUUCACAGUUUGGUAUCCAAAACCAUAUUUUUGUAUCCUGUGGAUAUUGGGAUACUGGAAAUUUCAGACCCUGAAUCAUGUAUCAUAGUUAAAACGGAAAAAAAUUCCUGACAAAUUGCGUUAUUUUAACAGAAAGAUUCCAGUACCAAAGUAACGUUAAAGGUCUCUCCAAGUCAUACCAGCAAACCCUACCAUGGUCAGGUAAGAUUGCAUGAUUAAGAGUAUGCUUCAUUGUAUGCUUAACAAAGAAGGGUUUUUUCUCUCCAUGUUUUCCUAAUGUUUUGUCUUGUUUAGGUUUUCAUGAAAACGCAGUUCUCAUUUGACCCAACUAACGACAACGAUAUCCCGUGCAAGGAAGCUGGUUUGGCUUUCCAGAAAGGAGAGAUUUUGGAAAUACUUGAUCAAACUGACGCUACAUGGUGGCAGGUAAGCCAGCAAUGCAGACAAAUGCCACCCACUUAGAUUUUACUUUUUAGAUAGCUUUUUAGUAGAAUAAUGAGACGAAAGUGGGGCUUCUGUGGCGCAGACGCCAAAGCAAGCGCCUUUCACCUCUGAGAUCCUGGGUUCGAGUCUCGCUAUGGACUCAUGUGAAAAGAGUCAGUCAACGCUCUGCCCAAUAUCGUGGGGUUUCUCCGGGUGCUCCGGUUUCCUCCCACAGGGAAAGUUGACAGGGUGGGUUAGGAUAAACACAGCUAGGAAAGUAAUAUCAUGCACAGUUGUUGUAAAGAUAAAAUAGUCUAGGCUGAGUAUGUAUAAUAGACCUUUCCCCUUGUGAAUGAAAUUUUGAUCUAGAUAUGCCUGGACAAACAUUUCAUCACAGCUUGAAAGAGCAUCACAAAAUUAGUAAUAUUCCAAAGUUUCGUUGCGAAAUGUUGUAAAAUGCGGAUAAUAUAGCCUUGCGCAGUUUGUCGUUUUUCAGUCAUUUUGUAUUACAAACGGGAAAUUGAUAAUCAGAUGAUCAAACUGAUGCAAAAUGUUAAAUUGUAAUGCAAAAUGACUGAAAAACGGCAAACUUCGCAAGGCGGCUAUAUUAUCCGCAUUUUACAACAUUUCGUAACGAAACUUCGGAAUAUUACUAAUUUUGUGAUGCUCUUUCAAGCUGUGAUGAAAUUGUUGCCCAGGCAUAUCUAGAUCAAAAUUUCACUCAUAAGGGGAAAUGUCUAUUCAGUUGUAUUGACCAAGAUGGCCAACAUUUCAUUUUACUUUUCUACCCAUUAGUUAUUACAAUGUAAUGCACUUAAUUAUACAUGAUUGAACAUAUCUAUUGCAUUUUUGAAAUUUAGGCGAAGAAAGUUGAUGGCGAUGGUGGAACAGGAUUAAUACCAAGUCGAACAUUACAAGAAAAGUAAGACAGACGGUGCACUGUACAUGAUUACGUGAUCAUAGAAUAUUAUUACGGUCUGAUACUUCUUGGUUUUCAGUAUACAGCAGGUCAGGGCUGCAAAAAUAUUUUAUUUUCUGAGACCGCAAGGCUAACGAAAACAUUUUCUGCAAGUAAAGUUAGUAAAAGACAUCAAAUCCUGUGGUUUUUAAUAUUUUAUUGCAACCAAAUAAAAUUCAGUGUAUUCUAGACAAAUUCUAGACCGAUUUCGUAUAUUUUUGUCUUUAUGAUCUCUAGGAAACUCAGUAAAGUAUAGUCACUAAAAUUAGUAAAAAGCACUUACUUUCCUUUAAGACUUUUUACCUUUUACGGUUUACCUGCCAUUUAUUUCUGCUAUAACCUCAAAUAUUUUCUGGGUCCAAUGGUCCGCUAUAAUUUGCAGCCCUGACGUAGGUACGCAGUGCUCUUGCUAUCUGUGUACUUAUAUUUUGCUGGUUCCAAAAAAUUUCCAGCACAGUCUCAGAGAUAAAUAGAUGAAUAGAAUCAUUUGACAUAAGUGCAUAAAUAGAUGAUAAUCAUCUAUCUAGGGGAAACCUAACCCUAAUCUAACCCUAAUUCUAACCUCUAACCCUAAUCUAAUCAUAAUCUAAUCUUAAUCUGACACUAAUCUAAACUUGAUGACCUUUUUUUAAAUGUCCUUUUUUUAACAAAAAGUUCCCAUGAUUCUAUUCAUCUAUUUAUUCCUAUGUUUCACUUCUUUUUAAGACGAAGAACAUUCAUUCAUCCAAAUGUGACGCACAGACGAAGCUUUUGUAAGUUCAAUUUUCCUGACAAACAUUCGUAAGUGUAGCAGUAUAAUUCGCCUGCCUGAGGCAGCUAAGAAUAUGUUAAACUAUGUGUUAAUCUUUCAUUGCUAGUCAUGUGUGGAUCGCGAAAAAAGAAAAAGACUAUGUACGAUGUGAAGAAAACAUCAGGUAUUUUAAUAUCAUGCUUAAAACCAAGGCCGGAUUUUGAGGGGAGGUCUCCCCUGAGAUCGUUUUGCACCUCCCCUGAGAAUUUUUGCACCUCCCCUGAAACGUCAUGCACCUCCCCUUGGGAAAGUUUCAAUGAUAGAUCAAAAUGAAAAUUUGACAUUUUUUGGUUGCUUAGGGUCUACACUUCGUAAGAAAGUUUUUCUGUAAAAUGGAAACAGUGAUAGCAGUUCAUCUCUGUGUCAAGUACCCUUUUAAUGCAAUGUUUUGAAAGAAACUGUACUAAUUGUAAUGAAGGGCAAAAUUGGAUGAGUUGUACAGUCAUAAUUCAUUAGUACAUAUGUACACUACAUGCAUACGUCACGUCGUUGACUUUGGCCCGUUCUAAGCCCUAACUUUCCAUGGGGGUCAUGAGCUAGUCCACUCCACCUUCCCUAAAUUUUUCCCACCUCUCCCACUAUAUUUCCACCACAAUCCGGCCUUGGUAUUAAGCGAACUUCACAAUAGCUCCUUCCUUGGUCUAAGCUAAGUAUAUUUGAACAAGAUUAAAGUUUAUAGUAAUUAGUAAUCGAAUAGUUUUUGUUGUCAACGCCGGCUUGUUGACAGCUUGUUAUAAGGUUGUCGGACUCAACAGACUUGUGACUGACAAUCUUUCGUAUACAACUUACUGAGAAGCUUGUUGGGAUAUUAAGUGGUUGAACAUAUUUCAGAUGAAAUUUUUUGUGCAUGUAUUUGCAGAAAGACCCAAAACCAUGUACAAGUAUAUGUACAGUAUAGAUGAGCAAUUUUUCCUUGACAAGUUUUAUUUGCUCGUGUGCACGACAAAAUAUUGACAGUUUUUCCCUGCCAAGGAGCGCUGUUCCAAAGCUAGUCAUGCCAACUUUGGACAAGGAAAAUCUGUUUAAGAAAACUUGACAAGUGUACAAGAAAUAUUUCUAUGGUUUUGGCAAACAGAAGGCGCCUUGAUGUAAGAUAAGUGUUUAACAACAUCCCGUUCACACGCGAGCAACAAAAUGUGUCAAGGGAAAUUUGUUGACCGUACACACGAGAAGGUAAACUUUUUGCACGCGGCUUAACAAUUGCCUUUCAUUAUGUUUUAUAGAGUUCGACCGACAUGAAGUGUCUUCUUAUGAAGAGGUUGCUAAAAUGCCUCCGUUUGAACGAAAGACUUUAGUUUUAAUUGGUGAGCAUGACACUUGGGGCAAUUGUGCUCUGUAAACAUAAUCCCCGUAAUCGAUAUGAUAAACAUUUUGUGUGUGUUGUUGUUAUGUACUCAGGUGACGAUGAUGUUUGUGAUGUUACUCUGAGUCUGCAUCCACACAUCAUCGGUGGGAAUCGACCCCGCGACCUUUGGGAUACUAGUCCAAUGGUAUACCAACUGAGCAACGAGGUCAAGUCGGUUCGAGCACUAUGGUUCGAGUAACAUCAAAAACAUGAUAAACGUAUUUGUAUAUUUAGGAGCAGAAGGGGUUGGCCGCAGGACGUUGAAGAACAGAAUUGUGGCGAGUGAUCAAGCGCGAUUUGCGACCGCAAUUCCACGUAAGUGUUUCAAUUUUUGGAAGUUUACCCAAAUUAGGGCCUGUACAUAUGAGCCUGGUAAACUCGCCAGGGGCGGAUUUACCGUGGGGGUGCAUACCCCACCUAGUGGUGUCUAGCCCCCCCCCCCCUUCCCCCAAGAGAACUCCAGCACCACCCUAAAAUAUCUGCUUGACCGUACAUUUUCUGCUUUUCGAAUAGCGAUUAGCGGAACUUCUACUGUUAGCUCGCGUCGAUAUCUUGGAAUGAUUUAAUUGAUAUGUGAGAAAAUAUUCACAGACACACCGGACGCGAUUCGACAACGCGACGCGAUUUUCACUCGCCGAUAACUUUGAUCCUAGUUUAAAUUUUCCAAUUAUUUAGAAGCGCUAUAACAUUUUGAGUUAUUUGAUCUACAUAUCUUUCCAAAUUUGCUCUCAUCGGCUGCUUUAUUAACUUUCAAAAACUAAAAAAUCACAUCGCGUUGUCGAAUCGCGUCCGGUGUGUCUGGACUUUAAAGGCUCGUUUACACUUGCAAUUUUUGCCGCGAUUUCCUUCUUCUGAUGGAUGUGAACGAGUGGAUGAGUUAUGAAAGUUCAGAUGAGGGUGCAUAUACUCAGAACAUUCAUAACUCAUUUACUCGUUCACAUCCAUCAGAAGAAGAAAAUCGCAGUGAAAAUUGCAAGUGUGAAAGGGCCUUUAGUUAAAGAAUCAUUGUCAACCAACCACAAUGCAUUGUGCGCCCAAACCUGCUUGGCGGCCAUUUUAAUGGCGGAAUAAUAGAUGUUUCGGUUUUCAAUCCAUAAUAUAUUACUACCAUCCUAUGGUUAUACUUGCUCAUUUUAACUUUUUUAUACUAAAAUUGCACCAAAGAAAUGUUUAUAAUCGUCAUUCGUUGCUAUUUUUCACUUCCGAAGGUAAGAUGUAAACAAAUGCAUUGUUGUUGACAAUGACUCUUUAAAUAUCAUGGUUAAAUAUGUAAACAUAUCGAGGUUGUUAUACAGCUAUGGUUUCAAACAUAGUGUACUUUAACAAGCAAAUUUACUGAGCUACAGCAACUGUCCAGUCACGCAUACGUGAUAAAAAAAGAUCUAAACUGUAUAAAAAAAGAUGAUGUAAAACUAUUUCUUCUAUAAAACCCUGUUCGUCCAUCUGUAGACACGUCACGCGAGGCGAAAGAAGGUGAAGAAGAUGGCAAAGGAUAUCAUUUUGUAACUAAAAAUAAAAUGACAGAGUUACGUCGUGCUAACCAGUUCUUUGAAUAUGGUGAAUGUAAUGGUAACAUGUAUGGUACCAGUAUUGACAGUGUGAGAACUGUCAUUGACCAACGCAAAAUGUGUGUGCUAGAUAUGCAGCCUGCGGUAAGUACAUGUGUAUUUGUAUUUUACUUCUACGAUUAGGUUUUAUAAAAUAACAUGUAUAUAACGCGUGCUCUGAUUGGCCGAAACCCGUGUUUGGAUCAGGCCAUCCAAACACGGAAAUUUAAAAUACCUUCGCGGGAAUUUUAAACCCUGUUGUUAUUUUAUAAAACAAUUACUUUAUGGUUUCCGUGUUUGGAUGGCCUGAUCCAAACACUUGGGAAUGUUGCUUAUAUACACCUUAUAUACCCGAAUUGCCAGUACAUGUAUUUCCUUUCAUAUCGAAAUAUCUUCAUUGUUCAUCCCAAAGACAUAAAGUUAUACAAAAACAUUGAUGCAAAUAUGUAGAACCUAGGGGCGCUCGAAGGCGAAAAAUGGUGCCAGGGAAGAUUUGCGAAUUGUGCUCUAUGAUAUGACAGCUCGGUUCGAUUCCCAGGAUGAAUCCAGCCAGAUUUGGUAGCAAUGUGUUCCUCGAGCUUUGGUCAUGGUUCAGGGUGCGAUCGUUGCCCAAGUACCACCCAGCGCUUGGAGGUUGAGCACCCACUUGCACCCCUAUUCACCCUGUAAAUCCACAACCUCGUUCUCAGGCUAUACCUCUUGUGGAGGAAAGACCCUGGUAGAAGCUGGUCAAGUGAUCUCCUAAAAUCAAGCAGAUUUCUACUUGAUGAUGAUGAUAUUUAUACUUUAAUUUAUAACUUACAUUUUGUUUUGCAAAGUUUGAUCUGAUUUUAAGGAAUCCAAGAUAAUACCAAGAUAGUUAAUUAGAAAUCUGCUAGAAUUUAGCAGAUCACAUGACCAGCUCCUACCAGGGUCUUUCCUCCACAAGAGGUAAGAGACUGGGAACGAGGUUGGUAAAUCCAUCGCUGCCAAUAAUGUAUGGUCCUUAGUAGACCUUUGGGAAAGCAGUUUAAGUUUAGUUUAGUUUGAACGCAGUGUCGAUUGCUAAAAAGGCGCUUUGUUGAUUGUAGGGGUUGAAAAUGUUGAUCAGUUCAGAGUUUAUGCCCUACAUCGUAUUCAUUGCAAGCCCGAGUGUGGACGAACUUACUCAACGUCAAAACGAGGCACCAUCCAAUGCAAGAAAACUGACGGUAAGAAAAUAUAUGUCUACUUAACUGAUUACUGAUCUCAAAAUUCUGCUGGAUAGCACAUCUGCUAUGUUUUUUGGUUUGCACUUGACGUCAUGCCGGCCAUUUGGAAGAACGCUAACAAAAUAAUUUCAUUAGCAGCUGUUGUGUUUGGAGUGUGUUUUCCUCCAAACAUGGCUGCCAUAUCUUUGUCUUAUAAACCACAAAUACUAUAGGGACAUUAAGAUUUUACAGCAAACCGUAAACUUCGUAUCGCAUUUGAAGUGAUAGUUUAAAUAUAAAUAAGUGUUCUUCCUCCGAUUUCUAAUUACAGACAAGCAGGUUGAAAAUACGAGACGAAGCCGAGUUUUUGCAACCAGCUUGUCUGUCUUUAGAAAUCAGAGGAACAAUACUUACGAGUGUUUGAACUUACUUCUCAAAAGAACCCGUAUUUUAAGAGGAAAUCGAGAUUAAAGUUGGCGAAAUUCGGCUGUUGUAUUCCUUCGAUUUCGAAAUACUGAUUAUUUAUUUAUUUUGAAUUUUCUUCAUGAAUUAUUAAUGAGUUUGACUAUAAAGUAGUCAAUUUCUUUUCUAUUUGAAACAGGCUUCUCGACCAAUCAGUGAAUGGUAUAAAAUCCGAAAUCCGCUUUUUCCACUCUUUCCGCAACACGCAUUUCUCACUCAAUCCGCAUUCCGCAUUUUCCACCAAACCCAUCAAAAUGGCUUAUAGCAUUUCUGUUUUACGUUACAGAGAGAGGAGAUGUCGAAAAUUGUUGAGCAAUCGGAAAUGAUCAAUCGCGACUACUCGCAACACUUCGAUCUAACUCUAGUGAACAAGAACGUUACCGAUUCAUAUGAUCGAGUAAUGAAAACAGUCGAGGGACUGAGUACCGACUCACAGUGGGUGCCCGUUAGUUGGGUAUAUUAACCCGCAAACACCCGUUUUAAAACUUAACUUAGUUAGCCCAGAACGCCGUUGUUGUUAUAGAACGUGUUUUAGAACUUCGUAGUUGUAGGCAUUUGUUUUUAAUAUAGCGAAGCUGUAAGUACAAACAGGAAAAAUUUUUAGCUUUAGACGGGAUUGAGUCCAAGAAUUCCGAGUGAGCUCUAUAUAUGUCUGGAGUGAGAACGUGCGUUUAAAAAAUGAAGCCAAAGAUGGCGAAAAUAUAUUGACGUCCAGUGCCAGGCCCCUUCGAAAGCCGUCACAUCACGCCAUAUUGGCUUCACUUUUCUUAAUAUAGGCAAGGCCGAAUGAUUGAAGUUCCUCACUCCAGAUAGAUAUAGAGAGCUCAUUGAUGCUACCCCGGUUGUAUCGAGAUUCUGGGGUUAGAAUGAGACCCACGUUUAUACUAGAGCGAAAGAUGCCAGACUCACUAAGAAACUGAAAUGUUUUAGUACCAGAUUCAUGAAUCAUGUUGCUUUACAUAUACGCAACGAAGAAUUCGAUAAGAAAUCUCCAUUUUGAGCCACUUUGCUUUUGUUUAUACCUUCUUUAGCUUUUUUGAGCAUUUGUUAAAUUUAUUAAUAAUAGAUGAGGUUUAGAUUUCACUACCGCUACGCAUUAAUUAACAAUUAUUCGCCGAAGGCGAGGUGAUUAUCGGUGAAUAAAAACCGAGACGAAGUCGAGGUUUUUAUUCACGAUAAUUACCGAGCCUGAGGUGAAUAAUUGUUUUAGUAUAAUUUCAUAGGUGAUUAUUUGGAAAAAAAUAAGAAAAUACACAUUUCUUCGUCAUUUAAUUGACAAAAGGCUUCGGCCGCCAUUUUGAAAAUCGCUUAGGUGAUUAUCGCGUAAUAAUCACCUCAACGGCAACCAAUCAGCGUGGAGAAUUUUCAAUAAUCACCUAUGUAAUUAUACUAAGGACCUGUUAUUUUUUGUGGAGGGGGAUGGCACCGUGAGAUGUUUUCUUGGCAAAAAAUGUUGCUGACAUAACCAUUAAAACGUGAAAAAAUGUUUACCCAACCUCAAAUAUCAAUUUAAAAUAAAUACACAUCCCUGGCCAAAAACGAUACCAUUCAUUUGUCACACAUGUCCUUUACCACUUCUGAGACACGAGUUUGAUAACUGCUUGUGCAAUUUUCUGCAGUCUAAAGUUUCAUGUUGUCUGCACAUGUACUUUGUUUGGAGACACCAUUUGCCUCCUGACAAAUUGGAAAAUGAUCAAGAUAGUGACACUCACUGAUUUACAUAUUGUAUUGACAUACGACUGUUGACAUUGCUUUUUAGCCUUCGAUAUUUGAGUGAGUCGUACGUUGGAAAUGAUAACCUGAAAUUCAGUAGGGCCUGAAUUUCAGGUUAUGCAAUUAUGGAAAUGACAAUAUAAUUUUUUUACCCAACUCCCGAGUCGUUUUGUUUUUCGUUUACCCAACCUUUUACUCACUCAAGAUUUUGUUUACCCAACCCUUUUCUCUUUCGGUGCCAAUUCCCCAGCGAAUAAUUGUCUUCGUAUAAAUUUCCUAACGAAAUAAAACAAUAUAUCUAAAUAUCAUUUUAAGAAUUGAGAAAUUCGUUGCUUUAUUUAGACUUUUAGUACAAAGUCGCAGUGUUUUUUUUGCACACGCUUUAAAAUUGCUUCCUGUGUGACAAAAUUGUUUGUCUCUCUUGAGACUGGCUUACAUUAUCAACCUUUCUGUGAUCACAGUAGGAAUUUUGCAUGGGUAAAUCUUAAGUUUUACAGGAUUUGUAUACGAAAUGUUUGAGCAAAGUAAACACCAUAUAAGAUAUCUAUGGUAAACAUCGAUCAGUCUGUUCUCAAACAUUUCUUACAAAUCCUUCAAAACUUAGAAUUUACCCAUGCAAAAUUCCUACUGUGAUCACAGAAACUUUGAUAGUGUAUAAACCAGCUUGGCUUUAAUCCCUGCUUGGUGUAUUGAUUGGUUGCCUGGCUCUGGAUAACCAUUUCCCUCGGAGCAAAAACAAAAUGGCUUCCCGUUUCGUCCCAGUUCCAGACGAUCAAAUUGUUUCAAGAAACGUAACGGCAGUUCCGCUAAACACAAAGAAAGCCACGAAGUUUGGUUUAACAUUGCGUAAAUGUAUACUUUUAAAACUAUUUCUAGUGAAUUAAGAUAACUAAAAGUUUGUAAAAUAUGCUGUUUUGUAUAGAACUAUUACGGGAGCGGUAUAAAUACAAACUGUUUUAAAAUAUUUUCGUUGUUUUUUCUUUGUAUAUAUAUGCUAAAACAAUUAUCUGUACAAACUUUUUUUUUAUCUCCUCAGAUAUUUUUUGUGAUAAUUUACAUCUAAUUACAUAACUUAUCGUCGUUUGGUGCAUUUCAGUAAGCGAUGCAGAAUAGCAGAAAUUUUUCUGAUGCAAACUAUUAAUAUGUCACUUUGAUAACUGACUGUUAAACAGUAGGGGUGCUAUUUUCCGAGCAAAGAAUGAGCGUUGGAAAUGGCGUCUGGGUUCGCAGACUAUAGGGGUGCCGGCUAGUUGAAAAAUAUCCGACUGGAUAUUCUGGUUAAGUUUGGUUUUCAUUUGGUCCUAACCUAACCUGCAUCGUUUUGGUGUUUUGUGGAUUGUAUACUUGCAUGCCUCGCUGUAUGUAAAGUCCUGGGCAAACUAGGAAACAUUGCUGUGGAAACAUUUGUGAUUCUCGAUGUUUCUUCAAAUGUUUCCCCUUGUUUUCUCACCCGUGGAAACAUUGUUGCGGAAACAAAAUUUGCUUCCCGAGAAGCAAAAAUGUUUCCUAGCAAAUUCAGAAACAUUUGAUGUUUCCCUAUGUUUCUCACUAAUGUUUCCUAGUGUUUGCCCACUCUGGGAAACAUGGCGAAACAUUGGUAGGAAACAAUGUUUCCGCAACAAUGUUUCCUAGUUUGCCCAGGGCUUAAAGCAGUGUUUUCUGAUAUGAAAUACUAUUGAACAAAUUUAUCCAUUUCUUCAGAGUGAAAUAAAUCUUCACUCAAAAAUUGAGUAAAUUUGAAAUUUUACUCAAAAAAUUGAGCUCAUAAUUCAUAAAUUUGAGAAAUUUUACUCAGAAUUUCGAGUCGUUGUGGAUGCAAUAUUUUGAGUUGUUUGUAGUGCAUGGACGUUAUCGUGCGUCCAGCGAAAAUUCUCAGAAACUCUCAUCAAAAUUUGAAUGUCGAUGAGAGUUGGCGGUCAAACCACAGUCAUUUCUCAUCCUCUUUUGACCGAUAUUUAAGACUUUGCUCAAACCGCUUAUUCUACGUCUAUGUCAUUCUCUGGUUCUUCGGGGACAGUAUCCAACUGAGUUGAAGCCCUCUUAGACAAUGGCCUAUCUUCCUCUAAAUCUCUCCACCUGUCUUUAAACCAAGGCAUGAUGUCAAAGUAAGAGAACGUAAAUGCUCUUGUAAUCCUCUGGUCCAACAACAAAUUCUGGAAAUCUUUGAGUAACGUUUCUAAGAAAGUUCGUCUUGCCAGUUGUCGUUCUCUUGCGGCCGCUAGCUCUUCCUCCAUCUGCCGUCUUUCUUCGAGCAUUCUUAAUCUCUCCGCUUCCCUUCGCUCCUUUUCUUCCUGAAUUUCACGUUUGAUUCUUUCCUCCUCAAGCCUUCGUUCUUCCAUAAGUCUUUCGCGUUCUGUUUCUUCCAAAUGCGCGAUCUUUUCUGCGUAUUCUCUGCGGCGUUCCUCUUCAAUCUGUUCCUCGACUCGUUCUCUCUCCUUGCGUAAUUCUUCUUCAAACUUGCGCUCCGCCACCAGUUGUUCUUUUCUGCGUUUCCAUUCGUCGCGUGCUUGACGUUGUCGUUCGAUUAUCAAACGUUCUUGUCGUGCGUGUUCAUUCUGCUCCGCUUCAACACGCGUGCGCUCUCGCUCUUCCUGCUCCUUUUGUAUUCUGAAACAACGAUAGAAAGACAAUCAGAGAGGUACCCUG
This is a messenger RNA of Paramuricea clavata, 29061 nucleotides long. Lineage: Eukaryota; Metazoa; Cnidaria; Anthozoa; Malacalcyonacea; Plexauridae. The record is from the annotation of a GenBank genome assembly.